This is a messenger RNA of Nilaparvata lugens (brown planthopper), 1107 nucleotides long. RefSeq names its product PXMP2/4 family protein 3. The record is from RefSeq and is a predicted model, not a curated record. Gene Ontology annotation, cellular component: cytoplasm; membrane. The transcript has 6 exons. NCBI's taxonomy places the organism in Eukaryota, Metazoa, Arthropoda, Insecta, Hemiptera, Delphacidae. Bases 211 to 807 code for a protein of 198 amino acids.
GACUGAUAAAAAUUAAAGAGGUAGUGAGGUUAGAUAAAAAGACGUCACAGAUAAUUAUUUAAAUACGUCUGUUGUUGUUUACUUUUAAAAUAUUGUAGAUAAUUUAUUUGUGUAGAGUGAUCCAUAAAUAUUAUGAGAGUAUUGGUUGAAAAAUAUAGGUCUAGUAGGCUAGCUUUGUGAAUUAAGGUGUUUCAGAUAUCUCCAGUCAAAAUGAGUAUGUCAAAGCCAGCUAAUAUUUUGUUCGACUUGGUCGGGUCUUACUUUGCUGCAUUAUACACGAACCCAAUUCGUACAAAAGCGUUUACUAGUUGCACGAUAACACUUCUAGGUAACUAUGUGUCGCAGAAGAUUCUAAAAAGCAAAUCUUUCGACCAGGAUGUAUUCAUAGCUUUUGGAUUGUACGGGCUUAUAUUCGGUGGUACAAUUCCACACUUUUUCUUCAACUUUCUAGAGAAGAAUGUACCUGGAGACAGCAAGAUUGGUGCUCUAAAACAGUUCCUGAUAGAAAGGUUGAUCUAUGCACCGCUCUACCAAGCAUUCAGCCUUUACGCUUUGGCCAGAUUUGAGGGAAAACCUCAUGAUGAUGCAGUGAACAACAUGUCUAAGUUAUAUUUUCCAGUCUUGAAAGCGAACUGGUACUACCUAUCACUAUUCCAAUACAUCAAUUUCCGCAUGGUACCACCAAUGUUGAAGGUGCUCUACGUCAAUCUUAUCGGAUUUUUCUGGUCGAUAUUUCUGAGCUACAAGAAAUCAAAAGCGAUAGAUAAACGAAAAGAAGCAAAGAAGUCUGCCGGAAAACGACCUUGAAUAUUUAUAAACUCGAAAUACAUUGGCUAAGUACAACAUUCCUAUAAUAAUAUUGGUGUUAUCAAAUCCUUUGGAAAAUUACAAGUUAUUCAAAACCUACCAUCCAAGGAGAAUCGAAUGUUUAAUAGGUGUUAUAAAUGUGGUAUUUAAUAGGUGUUAGGCUAUAAAUAUUGUGGUAAAUCAUCUUUUAAUAAAUAUUGUAUUUUAUAUGUAUGAAGAUAUAAAUGUGGUAUUUAAUAGGUGUUAUAAAUAUUGUGGUGAAUCAUCUUUUAAUAAAUAUUGUAUUUUAUAUGUAUGAAG